AUGGUACGUCGUACGAGAAACGCGGACCUAUUAAAUGCCGCGACAAAAGACGCUUCGUGAGGUUAGGUCGGAUCGUGAAAAGUAGACAUUCGUCCGGCAAUCGUCGUCGGUCGCGAGUGAAUGAGAAGUGGAGCAACUGGAGUACAGAUUAGCCUCGACGUUAACGAAUCCUCUACGUUUAUUCGCAAAAAUGCGACGCGGUUUCAGAGGUUCGUCGCACUACUUCGCGCGACAUAACAGAAAUGAACAAACACAGUCUACAUCUGGACAAGGAAGAGCAUAUUCACAAACUCGAAGACCUCCUGGAUUAAGAGGAAAGGAAAUAGGAUUGUAUUACAGAAACAAAAAUAUAGAAAGAAAGAAAAAGAAUACUCCAGAAAUGUUUAAAUUAUCAUUUCAAACAGAGCAAAGAAUUAAGGUUAUAUUAAAUGACUCAAAAAGAUUUUACAAUUUAAUUCCUCAUGAAAAUUUCAAAUCCGAGGACGGCAAAUAUCAGAUUCAUGAUAUUCAAUUUAGAAGAAAAUUUUUAGACAUUAUACACGGCGAUAUGCAGCAGAAUCUUGCCAAAGCUAUAAGUGUGAGGUCGAAGUUGCAAAGAAAUAGCGACAUAGACAGAAUAUUACAAAGUGAAUACAGAGACAAGCAGAGUCAGGAAGCUUAUAAAAAUAUGUUGAAGUUUCGAUCAAAGUUACCAGCAUAUAAAAAAAAAUCAGAAAUAUUACAAUUGAUUGAGGAUAAUCAAGUUGUUGUUAUUAGUGGAGAAACCGGAUGUGGCAAAACUACACAGGUCGCGCAAUUUAUAUUGGAUGAUGAGUUAGAAGCGGGAAACGGUAGCGUUACUCGAGUAAUUUGCACGCAGCCUAGAAGGAUUUCAGCUAUUUCCAUUGCUGAACGUGUAGCUGCAGAAAGAGCAGAAAGACUUGGAAAUUCUGUCGGCUACCAGAUACGACUUGAAAAAACUCCAUCGCGAGAACAAGGAAGUAUAUUGUUUUGUACUACUGGUAUAUUGCUGCAAAUGAUGAAACAUGAUCCAGCAUUAAAGGGUUUCUCUCAUGUGAUACUGGAUGAAAUUCACGAACGUAGCACAGAAAGUGACUUCAUCAUUACAUUAUUAAAACAAGUUAUCCCAAAAAGAGUAGACUUGAAAGUUCUCUUGAUGAGCGCAACAUUGAAUGCUGAAAGAUUUUCGACAUAUUAUGACAACUGUCCGAUGAUACACAUACCGGGAUUCACCUAUCCAGUACAGGAAUUUUAUUUAGAAGACGUUUUAUCGUUUGUAGGAUACAGAUUUCCCGAACCACCACCAGAACCUACAGGUUACAGGAAACAUUUGAAAAGAUAUAAAGAGCAACAGAAUAAGAAAGACGAAUUUCUAGACGUAUUACAGCCUUAUAUUAGACAACUUAUAGCUGAGAAGAAAUAUGAACCACAAGUUAUUAAAGAAUUACGGAAUCCACUUAGUGAAGAUCUUUCAUUGGAGCUCAUACAAGAAUUAGUUAUAUAUAUCUGUAACACAAAAAAUCCGGGCGCUAUUCUAAUUUUUUUACCUGGCAUGAUGGAUAUAUCGAAAUUAAACAAAAUGUUACAAACUAAUUCUAAACUUAAACCAAACGAUAAAUUCGUCAUCUAUCCUCUUCAUUCACGUAUGCCGACAGUUGAUCAGAAACUUAUAUUUAAAGAGCCACCUCCUGGCGUUCGUAAAAUAAUUAUUGCAACUUCAAUUGCUGAGACGUCAAUAACUAUAGAAGAUGUUGUGUAUGUAAUAGAUUGCGGGAAAACGAAAUUUGGAAAAUUCGACGUGAAUAAGAACAUUCAGACUUUGGAGCCUGAAUGGGUAUCCUUAGCCAAUGCCAAGCAAAGACGCGGUAGGGCUGGCAGGGUUAAAAAUGGGGAAUGUUAUCAUAUGUAUACAAGAGCACGAGAAAUGACACUUGAGCAAUAUCCAUUGCCAGAGAUGCUGAGGACGCGCUUAGAGGAGGUAAUUUUGCAAAUAAAAAUCCUGCAAUUAGGCAGAGUCAAACCGUUCCUAUCUACCGUCAUGGAUUCGCCAGAUCUAAAAGCCAUUGAUCUGUCUCUUGACUUACUCGAGAAACUCAAUGCCCUCGACGAAAACGAGAAUUUGACUCCCUUGGGCUAUCAUUUGGCGCAGUUGCCGCUUGAUCCUAGAACAGGAAAAAUGAUUCUGUGGGGUGCAUUGUUCUCUUGUGUUGAGCCAAUAUUUGCUAUUGCUGCCAGUCUCACAUUCAAAGACGCUUUCUAUUGUCCAUUGGGACAAGAGGAGCAAGCUAAUAGAAAAAAGUUGGAGCUCAGCAUGGAGCAGUAUAGUGACCAUAUUGCUCUCGCGGAGGCUCUAAGAAGAUACGAGGUCGCACGCCAAAGAGGCAAGGCUUGGCAGUUUUGCCGAGAGUACUUUCUCUCUUUCAACACGUUGAAACUUCUCUCCGAAAUGAAAACUCAAUUUGCACAGUAUUUGUAUGAGAUGAAAUUUCUGGAUAGUGAGGACCCAAGCCAUAUAGAAUCUAAUAGAAAUUCGGAUAACAUAGCGUUGAUAAAAACCAUCGUCUGUGCAGGAUUAUAUCCUAACAUCGCUGCCAUAAGGAAAAUUACGAAAAAUGGGGUGGUCGGUUGGACGCCGGAAGACGGUUCUGUACGUUUACAUCCGUCGAGCGUAAAUAACAGAGCCUCCAACUUUCCCAGUCAGUACUUGACAUAUUUCACAAAACAACGCUCCACCGCUAUAUUUUUACAUGAUACUACAUGUAUAAAUGUACCGAGUUUAGUGUUUGCCGGACCAAGUCUGUCGAUAAGACGAGAAAGAGGACAUUAUAUAAUCAGUAGCUUGAACUUUUUGGAAGAUGUUGUUUGCGAUCGAGAAACUGCGGAAAUGAUACAGGAACUUCAGCACGCUCUGAAUAGUUUAUUGGAAUAUAAAGUUACGAAUCCAGCAACGGUAUCGUGGUCAACAUUUGAAGGGGACUUAUUAAAGGGAAUUAUUGAAUUGGUCUCUCAAACAGAUCAAGAAGUGGGUUUUGAUAAUACACGUGAAAGCGUACAUUAUGAAGAUUACAUAGACGAUACUAUCGAUUGAUUGCAUUCAUUAAUUUGUAUUUGUAAUAUUUAAUUAAUAUUACAACCUAAUUGUAAUUGUUAAUAUUUUACUGCUCCGAUAUUGUUCAAAGAAUAUACAUCGUUAAAAUCAUGUCAUCAAAUAAUUUGUACAAUAAACUCUUUAAUUUUUUUCGUUAA
This is a messenger RNA of Wasmannia auropunctata (little fire ant), 3246 nucleotides long. Its product is annotated as ATP-dependent RNA helicase DHX36. Gene Ontology annotation, cellular component: nucleus; intracellular anatomical structure; cytoplasm. Gene Ontology annotation, molecular function: ATP binding; DNA helicase activity; G-quadruplex RNA binding. The transcript is spliced from 14 exons. Bases 191 to 3088 code for a protein of 965 amino acids. The record is from RefSeq and is a predicted model, not a curated record. Lineage: Eukaryota; Metazoa; Arthropoda; Insecta; Hymenoptera; Formicidae.